UGGUCACUCGAGUGAGCGAGUCUUGCUGCGUUUCAGAUGCCGAGUGCGACAUUCUACGCCGAAAACGUACCAUUCGAUCAAAUCGAAAAGCUCGCCAUUAGCGGAGGUUACUCCGCGAUCUAUGCAACUACAAAGCCCAGCGUUGAUAUUGUCGGAGACUGGCAGAACCGUUAUUGCUCACUAGCUGACACCUUCCAACCCAUCUUGGAUCGUGUACAUAAUUUCGAGGUGCGUGAAGAUGAUGUUUGGAUUGUAACAAGCACCAAAUGUGGUACAACAUGGGCACAGGAAAUGACAUGGCUGAUUUUGAAUAAUUUCGAUUUUGAAAAAGCAAAAAUGGACGAUCUCACCAUACGUUCGCCAUUUUUGGAAUUCAAUGGUGUUGUACCGAAUGUUCCACAUGACACAAUAGAAGCCGCUAAUAAAUUGUCAUCACCGCGUUUAAUAAAAUCUCACCUGCCCGCUUGGCUGCUGCCGAAACAAGUGUGGACAAAGAAGCCGAAGAUCAUCUAUGUGUUCCGUAAUCCGAAAGACGCGGCUAUCUCAUAUUUUCAUCAUUGGCGCGGCAUGGUCGGUUAUAAGGGCACGAAAGAGGACUUCAUGCAUUCUUACAUUGAUGGCCAUGUCAACUUCAAUCCGUUUUGGCCACAUGUGCUCGACUUCUGGCAAUUGCGCGAUGAACCACAAAUCUUCUUCACCAGCUAUGAGCGCAUGAAGCGAGACUUGGCGGGUGUCAUCAAGGAUGUGUGCAAAUUCUUAGAGCGCGAAGUUCAACAGGAGCAGCUGACACAGCUCGUGGAACAUCUUUCGUUCGACAAAAUGAAGGAUAAUCCCGCGUGCAAUCAUGUCAAAGAGUUUGAGAGUAUGAAGGCGGCAGCUGGUAGGGAGGUCGAUGAAUUUAGAUUUGUUCGCCGCGGUAUAGUUGGCAGCCAUAAGGAUGAAAUGCCGCAGUCAGCUAUACAAGAAUUCGAUGACUGGGCGGAGGAUAACUUGAAGGGUUAUCAAUUGACUAUCGAUGAUUUCAUAAAUUAUUCGAAAUACUAACUUUUCUCAACUUAAAUUUAAGUUUUAUACUUUUCGCACGUAUUUUGUAAAUACUAUUUUAUAAUUGUAAUAAAAUUUAUUUUAAUCAAAGCCUUUUGGUAUUUUCCAAAAAAU
Molecule: messenger RNA, 1158 nt
Organism: Bactrocera oleae (olive fruit fly)
Lineage: Eukaryota; Metazoa; Arthropoda; Insecta; Diptera; Tephritidae
Source: RefSeq, a predicted model, not a curated record